CAGCCAAUCAGGCGGGGACAGUCAAGGAAGGAUUCUAUCACAUAAGAAUUCUCCACCACUCGCGCCAAUUUCAUCAGAAAAUUUUGAUUGAUCACCAAACUAGUCCCGUACACACGUCCACAGAGAUGAAAAGUGAAAAGACAUCAUGAUAUAAUUGAGAUGGGCAUGCUUUAGAUACAACUUCAUGUUUCAGAUAUGGAGGGCAGAAACGCUAAGGCUCACGCUGUGCUACUAUCAAGCCCUGGCCUAGGCCACCUCAUCCCAGUCCUGGAGCUUGGAAAGCGCCUGGUGACUGUCAAUAAUUUCAAGGUUACAAUCUUUGUUGUUUCCUCUCUGACAGCAGCAGCAGAAUCACAGGUCCUCCAAUCCUCCAUGAGCCCGGAGCUCUGUGAAGUCAUCAGGCUCCCACCAGCCAAUAUCUCCGACCUUGUUGAUGCUGACGCUGCUGUGGUUACACGAAUAGCAGUUCUAAUGCGUGAAAUUAGGCCAGCUCUUUCAUCUGCAAUCUCUGCUUUGAAAUACCCUCCAACUGUCCUUAUAGUUGAUUUAUUCGGAACUGAAUCUUUAGGGUUUGCUGAUGACUUUAAGAUUCCAAAGUUUGUUUUCAUCCCCUCGCAUGCAUGGUUUCUCGCACUGACUAUAUAUCUUCCAAGAUUAGAUGAGGUGGUGAAAGGAGAGUAUGUUGAUGAGAAAGAAGCUCUGUUUAUCCCUGGAUGCAGGCCCGUUCAACCUGAAGAUGUAGUCGAUCCAAUGAUGUGCCGAUCGGAUCAACAAUAUGCAGAGUACGUACAUAUGGGCAUGAAUAUUCUAAUGGCUGAUGGGAUUUUGGUUAGCACAUGGGAGGAACUGGAGCCUGAAACACUUGCUGCUUUGAGAGAUAAUAAGCUCCUGGGUCGUAUCAGCAAGGUGCCAAUCUAUCCGGUUGGGCCAAUGAUAAGGCCGAUCGGAGCAGUCGAUCACUCAAGCAAAAAGCUACUAUUUGAUUGGUUAGACAAGCAACCGAGUGUAUCUGUGCUUUUUGUAUCGUUUGGGAGUGGAGGGAUGCUGUCAAACGAGCAAAUGAGGGAGUUGGCGUGGGGUUUAGAGCUAAGCCGACAGAGGUUCAUUUGGGUGGUUCGAACACCAGCUGUAAAAUCCGGUGAUGGCUCAUUUUUCAGUGUUGGGAGUGGCAGCAGCAACGACAAACUAAGCUUUUUGCCUGAAGGAUUCUUGGGCCGGACCCAAAAUCUGGGGUUGGUAGUCUCAGAUUGGGCUCCACAAGUUGAAAUUUUAAGCCACCCAUCUGUAGGAGGAUUUUUCUCGCACUGUGGCUGGAACUCAACCUUAGAAAGUAUCAUGAAUGGGGUGCCGAUGAUCGCUUGGCCCUUGUACGCAGAGCAGAAACUGAAUGCUACAAUGUUGGCAGAGGGGCUGAGAAUAGCUGUGCGAUCGAAAAUAUUGCCAUCAAAGGGAAUUGUGGGGAGGGAGGAGAUAAAGAUGUUGGUAAGAAAGAUGUUGGUAAGAAAGAUAAUGGUGGAUGAUGAAGGUCGUGCAAUGAGGGCUAGAGUCAAGGAGCUGAAAUUGAGCGCAGAAAGAGCUUGGACUAGGAAUGGUUCUUCUUGGAAAGCAUUGGCUCAAGCAAUGUGUUAAUCUUUUCUCUAUCAUUUGAAUUGCAUUUGGUCGUGUCUCUUAAAAACAAAAAAAAAAAAUUAUAGUAUUACUAUUAUAUGUGUGGGAAAUUGUGAAGAUUACAAUUUCUUAUGAUGUGAUGUUAAUUUUUUAUUUAUAUAGAUUGCAAGAAAUGAUAUUGUUUUUAA
Molecule: messenger RNA, 1796 nt
Organism: Theobroma cacao (cacao)
Lineage: Eukaryota; Viridiplantae; Streptophyta; Magnoliopsida; Malvales; Malvaceae
Source: RefSeq, a predicted model, not a curated record